UGACUUUUAUCAAUGGAGUGAAGACGUUUGUUGUGAGAUUUGUUUCCUAUUAUUUCGCCUUCCGUCGUUUAAUUAAUUCUGUGUGAUGUAAAAUAAAUAGAUAGGAAACAAAUCUUUUUUACUUUACCAAAAGUAGCGCUCGAGAUUUUUUUCUAAGUGUCUAGAUGUAGUUUUAGUAGAAUGUUUUUCGAGCGUAUAUUGUUGUCUGUGUUCUGCCUUGGAAUAAAAGCCUUCCCCCUGGCCUCAGCCGAGGAGGUGGAGAUCAGGGAUGUAGCUGCAGACAAGGGUACUAAUGUGACCAUACCUUGUGGCAGUCUGGACAUUGUACCACUGCCCAAUGUGCAGUGGGUGCACCGGGGCAACCGGACACACCAUGAAGUUUUGACCGACGGAAGUUUACUCCUUACAAACAUAGGCGUAGAUGAUGCGGGCUUGUACGAGUGUUCAGUAGAAAACGAGACGGCGUACGUCGACAGAGUCAACAUUACUGUGCGGACGGAGCCGCCACCGCUGGUGAACGUGACAGUCCACGCGUCCACGAUCCUGGCGCUGAUCCUGUGGAACGUGGCCGGCGAUGGCGGCCAUCCUAUCAUAGACUUCACCGCACAGUACCGUUCGGCUGCACCUGUGAACGGCAGCCUGGAGCCAUGGAGACCAAUCAGUCCCAACCACAUCAGUCCUAAUUCGCGCCAAGUAGACGUGUAUCACCUAGAUACGAACGCGUCGUACUGGUUCCGAGUGUGGGCGACCAAUGCUCUGGGGCCUGGCCCUCCGGUAGAGGUGCUUGCCACCACCCUGUACAGCGACCAGGAGGCUGAGCUGUACAAGCACUUCUUCAGCGGCGCAGAACAGUUCGACACGCGCACGUGGGUGGCGGCCGUGUGCGUGGUGAUGGGCACGCUGCUGGUGCUGGCGGCCGGCACGUGCGCCGUGCUGUGCCGCGAGUGGCGUCGACACGACUACUCCGACGAGCCCGACGUCAUGGAGCUGGUGCCCAACAUCAUCCUCAACCCCGGCUUCAUGGAGAUGGAGCCGCUGGGCCGCUCGUCCCACAUCCGCGCGGCCGGGUGUGUGGGGCCCGGGAAGCCGAGGCGCGUUUGAUUUUCGUCAAUACUUAACCUUAGGAUAUUCUAUCGCACCGACUCCGGCCUAUUGUCAUGAUCGUGGCCUCAUGACGGAACUGUGGUGGUCGAUAAAAGCGUUCGCGUUUGGACCAUUACCAAUUCUGAGUGUUCUAUGUGAAUACACUACUGUGUGACGGCUGUAGAUUGGCAGCUACUUUGUCAUAUGUCAUUUGCAAUAUUAAAACAGUGAUCAAAGCAUUCCAUGUUAGACGUUAGAAUGUCUAUGGAAAACCAGUAGUUAUUCAAGUAUGCCUCAUCAAAUGAAUUGGUAAACUACGCGCGUGCAAGUUCAAUUAACUGCUUAGAAAACGCUUUCAUUCCAUCACAGGGUCUGUAACGCCAAAAUGUAUAUUUUGGAAGGAAAGGAGUCCGUUUUUAUAUCGCUUAACUUACCCCAGUGAUCAAAUAAUUAAAUAUGAAUAUUUAAAAAUCUGAAUUACACCAGUGCAAUAAUGUCUAGUCAUUUGCGAUAUUAUGUCAUUUAGAAUGAUCGAAAACCAAAGAAAAUAUUAUUUUAAGCGAUUAAUAAAAACGGCUCCAAAACGUAGGAUAAGGAUGGACAUAUCAAAUGCAUGAAUUUCGUUUCGUUAGCCGAUCGGAGCGAUAGGGUAGCCGGGUUAAUGUGCGCUCGAGUUUCUCACAAGUUGUGGCGAACUAUACCUAUACCCCUUGUAUAAUGCCCGUAGACUCUAAUGUAUAUUUGUAAAUCUGCAUGUCAAUUAUAAAUGUAUAAAACCUCCGUAUACGUAUGGCAGCUGUCAAACGCCAGUGGCGAGCUGUCAAAAUGGAAUGACAGUAUUUUAUCAUUCGCAGUAGAUGGUUUUUAAUCUGUGAAUUGUAGUUUGAGUAGUAGUUCAACUUAUGAGAAACAGAGUCGCGUUUAAAGCAAAUAAUAAGCUUUUAACUAAUCACUGAGAGAGAUCAUUCUAGUUUUGUAAGCGUUUCGUGUUUAACCGUAGUGGUGGUUGCCAUAUACAAAAUAAGAAUUUGUAGUGUUCGCUAUAUAAUAUUGUACACAUUUGUUUCUAAGAACUGAUGCUUGCAUUUACUUUUUAUACAUUUACACAUGAUCGCCGUAAGUCUGACACGGACGCUUUAUUUUGUAAUUGUAUCUUAUGAGGGUGGUAACAUUUAACCGCGUAGAUCUAAUAAUUCAAAUAUAAUAAUACUCUAGAAAAAAAAAUCUCAUAAAAGUAAAUCAAUAAAUAUCGUUACUUCUCCCUUCAAAAUAUUACUUCAGCAGCUGUGUGCUACCAUUCUUAUAAAAUAUUCUCCUUUCUGGCAACCCCAAAAUCUGAUUGAAACUUUUUUAGAAAACAUAUUGCUUAACGUUCAAUAUUGUUAAUGUUGCUAGCUAUAGUGAUAGUAUAUUUUUAAUUAUAUAUAUUUUGCUAUAUUUUAGAUGAUAUUUUUAUAACGGGGAUCUCAUGUAUUUAAGACACUUAACAAUUUAAUAUAAAUAAUGUCGGUUUAUUUUCAAAUUUUUGUGAUUUUAAACGCUGUGAUUAUUAUGUUUUUCUUAUAAUUGGUUGGUUUUGUAGUUAAGGUAAUGGAUAAGUGUAUAUAUUUUGAUAUAUAUCGUAUGGAGACUGGUGCAAUGGUAUUGAGUAAUAUAGUUAGUAUAUAUGUAGUGGCGUAAAGUAAGCUUAUCGUGAGCUCGCCGUAGCGUAGCGACAGACACUGCUUUAUUGAAGGUUAUAUAAUAAAUGACAAUAUGGUAGUGGUUGUAUAUUAUCUGUUAUGUCCUGCGACACUUGAAGGCAAUGAUGCGAAAGACUGUUCCGCUUUGUGAGUAUAAACGGCAUCCUCUUAGCUGUCAGUUUGACGUUUGGUGUUUGACAGCUGUCAAAAUUGGCGGUUGUUUUGUAUUCAAACGUAGAUUGAAAAUCAGCGAAAAUGUCGAUUACUCUCACACAGGGGAAUUACAAACUGUCGUGAUGAACAAAUAAAUUAAAUUUACGUAAGAUCUUCACGUGCUCUCGCGACAGAAUAUAAAAUAAGUUGAUAUAUAACAUUGUUGUGUAAGUGUAGAGCUGUUUAUUUUUGUAUACGGCCUGUAUACAUAUCAGGGAGCCUUAGGAUGUACAGAGAUAUACAUGUUAUUAUAUAUUACGGAUUUUAACUUCCUUCCAAUCUGUGUACUUGCACGCUUAGACACAAUUAAACCUCUUUUCGCUUAAUAUGUAAACUACCUAACUUAAAAUUGAUAAAAUAUAUAGUAGAUAAAAUUGGUAUUAACAAAAAAUACGUAAGUAAACUUUAAAAUGUAUAAUCUUACCGCAUAAAUAAAAUUUAAACUUAACCAUAUAAAUAUUGAGGUAUAUUCUAGAUAUAUUCCACUGCCAAGAAUUCUCCCUUAAAUAAAAUCCUAAGCGUGCAAGUAAUUUUCCUUUCUUCUAAGCUCAUUGCCUUUCUGUGUUCUCACUACCUUCCAUAACUGUUCUUGCACUCAAAUACAUACAAAGUAUAUUAUAAAUAUUAACUAAAUAAUAGUUAAAAAAUCUAUCGAAAGAAUUAUACUUGAUUGAAUGGGUUUCAGUAUAAACCUUUUUGAUAUAAAGUAUGUAUAUUUUACCAUCGUCGUAUUCUGUUAUAUAUAAUUUUGUUAUUUAUUGUGUAUGUUAUUUGUGUUGAGGUUUGUACUGAAGUCCCUUCAAUAACUAUUUAACGGAUAUUCCUACCGCGUUGUGCUCGCUUCAUAAACGAAUAGUGUUUAAGGAUUGGGGGCUCCGCACUCACUACAUAUUUCUAGAAAGAAAAUAAUGUAUCACAGUUUGAAACAUAAAUUAUAUUGUAUGGUUUUAGAGGGGGAUAAUCCCUAAAAAUGAAUCUUGAAUUCGAUUAUAUUAGGCCACAAAACUGCGCAUCGCAAUACCGAAACUUAAUGCUGAAAAUGACUUCAGAAGAGUUCCGUUAGCUAGACAAAAGACAUCUUGGAGUCUUGGCUAACCACGUUGGUUUUAGGAGCAUCUUAGGUAUUAUUCUUUAUCUUGAAUGUAGUCUCAAUGUGUGGGUUCGGAGCCCCAACAGUCGACUAUGUCCGUCUUGCGUAUCAAUGUGCUAUCGUGUCAAUUAAGUGUGACUUGCAUCCGUUUGUGUUCGUCGUGUCUCCUGAUUGCACCCUCACACUUUAUUCUUAAAAUUAUACUUAAGCGACUGUGCGUUUGUGGUUCAAUCUACGGGUUCCUUUCAAACAACAUGUUUUUCUUACCUAAGUAAAAUGUAUAAAAAAUAUUCAAAAAAUAUAUAUUUUUUUAAUAUAAAUUGGUUAUAAAUUAAUACUAUAUAUACUUGGUUGUUGUGCGGCAAUUUUAUUGUUUUUCUAGGCUAAUCGGGCCGCAUUUUCCAAUACCUAGAUUUAUUUUAUGUAACCGCAAAGUUAAUCAUAAAAUAAUUAGCAACAUGCCUAAUAUUAAAUAUAAUAAAAAUAAAUUGUAUUAUUGUAUUGUAUUAUCUUCGACCCAUUAGUUUAAACCACAAACCACAGUCGUGACGAGUAUGCACCAUUCUACCUACCCAGCUCUUCCUUUCAAAGUAUAUUUAUUAACAAAUUCAUAUUUUUGUAUCGAAAAUCAAUUAUUUACAACCGUGAAAUUGUGUUGUGAGUCAGAACGCAAGAAGUUUUAAUACGUACCUAAAUGUAAUAUUGAUAUUGUCUUUCCUAGACCCGUCCUUACGAGCGUGAAAUCUAAGAGAAAGCGCACAUUACCGAUUUGUGUAUUCUAACAAUAUUCUAAAAAAUCUUCAACUGGAUAUUUAUGAAAAAGAAAAAGAGUAUUUUCUUCCUUUUUUAAAGUCGUUAAAAAAAAAAUUGUAGGUAAUGUGUGCUCUAUCUCAACUACAUAUUAAUCUUUCUCUUCUACUUGAAUCUCAAUGUAUUCGCCAAUACAAUGACCAGAAUAUGUGUAACUACAUAGCAGCUUGUAGUUAAACGUUGUCUUUUAGAUAAACUGCAAACUGGUCUGUUUUCAGGGUUUAUGCAGAAUUAUUUACAUAAAACUUUAUAAAUAUUUAGUAAAAUAAUAUUUGGUGAAGAAAUAAAAUACCUUUUCUCAGAUUGAUUUUGAAAAAAAAAAAUAUUUUUCUAAUUUUUUGUUUAAUAUUCUGCUGUAUAAAUAAAUAAAAUGUAAUUAAAUAAUUUUGCAUAUUCCCAAACAGCCUAGGCAACCGACAUCGCCUAAAGAAUGUGCGUAGCUUAGUAAUAAAUGGUUGUAGUCUAAGUGUUGUCUAGACUAGUUGUUGAACGCUAGCGUAGAAGCGCGGAGCGACAAGACUGCCAAGCGACGGGGAAAGGUAACAAAGUAAUUGGUUAAAAUUAAACUUUUUGCAUCAACAUCCAAGGUGUAGGGUGACUGGUAAAUUUGAUUGGAUACAACUUUCCCAAAGAAACUUAUUUUUAUGGUCAAUCACAAUAGCAAAACAACUGUCGGAAAAUUCGGAAAAAGUUCAAAGUUUGAAACAACUGGCUGAUCUCCUUACAUGAGAACAGCCGCCGUAGCCUAUAAUCGGCUAUUAGGACACCAUCAAGUUAUAGUGAUGAAAGUAAUGAGUAUAAAAAAGUUGCUUUGGGAAAGUUAUUUGUAAUCAUGAGCUAAAUCACGUUUUCAAUUACCAGUCACCCUAUAUGAAUAAGUGUGAAUAAAUGUGAUUUGAGAAUGGUUGUGACGACUGUCGUGCGACAAGCGGGUCGGUGCAAAAGUCAAGUGUGUUCGGUGUCUUAUGUGAACGUAGGAUGCGCAGAAAAUUCAUUAAAUAAAUUCGACAUGUUUUUUUAGGAGUUGUUCAUUGAAAAAUGGUGGAUUUAAUUGUCAUAAUUGACGUGUAAAAAUUAUUUGUAAUGUUUAGUGUAUUGGUAGGUCUAAGGAGAGCCACAGACCACUGCCAGGCGCACGAUUUUGCUAAUGUUAUUUUCUUUACUUUAUGCCUUCAUAGCGCAUGAUAAUUCUUCUGCAUACAGCUUGCUUCGUGUAUUUUAGAUUGCAUGAUACACUCGGUGUUCUGAUCGUUGGAAAACGUUCGGUGAAAAUAUAUAUAUUUUUUAAAAUAAAUUCUGAUCAAUUAACCCAGUAAUAUUAAUUGUUCGAAUGUCAAUUCGAUCAAUUAAUUGCACAGGGUACAAAAGCAAUGCAUGAGUAGAAAAAAAUGUGGAAAAUAUAUUUUUGUGGACUUCAUGUGAUUCUGUCUGUUUUCAGUUUUGUGCACUUGUAGUCAUAAUUCUCGUACAAAGACGUAAAUAUAUAAAUAUAUAUUAUAAAGGUCUAGUGCUAAUUGCAACGAUUCGUAUUGUUAUUGUAUGAAUCUUCGAGUAUUUAUAGGGGUAUGUUUAAGCUAAGGAUAUACUCAAAAACUGAUUACCAAUACCAAACUUUUUCGUGAUAUCAAGUAAAUGUACAGCGGAAUACCAGUGAUAGAUAUUUAAAAAUGUAUUAUUGACGGCCGCUUCCAAUAUUCUAUCUGUUGAUUUGCCUACUAGAGAUAUAAUUUUGACAUUAGCCUCAUACUGUCAAUUGUCAAAUUCCUAUGCAAAACAACACAUGGAUAAACAAUGGUGAUAACGUGGUGUAUAUCCUUAGCUUAACAACACAAAGCUAUCGGCAUAUAUAUCUCGACUUUACUUUAUAUUAAAGUAAUAAUUAUGUUAGGUUAAGAUUGCCUUUUAUAAAUUAAGCACGUCCAGUUGGUGAGGGCAGCGAAUUGUUUAGUUCUUCGCUAUUACGUAAGUUAUUAUAGAGGCACCAUAGAUAAAUAGAAGCAGGACGCCAUAUUGAAAAAAAAAAACUGGAAAAAUAUAUCUUUUGGCAAUAAAGAACUAUGUUCUAAAGAAAUAUAUCAUUUUAAAUUUAAACUUAUAAAAAUACAAAUGUCUUCCUAAAUUCAGUGUCCUCAAAAGUUCUGCAAAUAUUUAUUUAUUGUGUCAAAGUGUUACCAAAUAUUGUUUGUUUAUGCGCAUUCCUAUUGUAAGACUAGUUAUUUAAAACAAUGUAUUCCAUAGAUCUGCACAUGAUGAUAUUAAUUUUAAAAUAUUCGCCUCUGUCUUGAU
Messenger RNA from Helicoverpa armigera (cotton bollworm), 7164 nucleotides. RefSeq names its product cell adhesion molecule Dscam1. The transcript has 7 exons. The record is from RefSeq and is a predicted model, not a curated record. The coding region runs from base 181 to 1101 and encodes 306 amino acids. NCBI's taxonomy places the organism in Eukaryota, Metazoa, Arthropoda, Insecta, Lepidoptera, Noctuidae. Gene Ontology annotation, molecular function: protein binding.